Molecule: messenger RNA, 3447 nt
Organism: Mus caroli (Ryukyu mouse)
Lineage: Eukaryota; Metazoa; Chordata; Mammalia; Rodentia; Muridae
Gene: Uri1
Product: URI1 prefoldin like chaperone
Biological process (GO): negative regulation of transcription by RNA polymerase II; negative regulation of phosphatase activity
Molecular function (GO): phosphatase inhibitor activity; transcription corepressor activity; chromatin binding
Source: RefSeq, a predicted model, not a curated record
GGGGCGGGGCGUGCGCGGAGGCGCGGCAGUCGCGGGACGUUAAGCUGGGCCCGGUUGCGGGAGAGGAGCGUGGUGCGCCUGGUGUAGGGCCUGCUGCUCCGAGGCGGCGGCGGCGGCGGCGGCGGCGGUAUGCGCGUGUGAGAUGCGGCCGCGGGUAGCCCGGACGCGAGCGGCGGCCCCCGGGGCAGCGGCGAAAGUGAGCGCGGCCUCUUCAGAGAGAGGCGUGCAGUGCAUGAGGGCGAGCGCGUGGGCGCUGGGCAUCCGCCGGCCACGCCGUCUCCAUAAACACUUGUUUAGGACUUGUUCGCCUCGCUGAGGCUGCGGCGCCGGGCAUGGAGCCCCCGUCCGAACCCGAGCCCGAGCCCCAGCCCCUUGCAGAGGCCUCUGCCGCCGCUCCGCUGCGCGCACCAGAGGUGGCGCGGCUUCGCGAGGAGCUGGAAAAGGUGGUCACUAACUGCCAAGAGAAAAUCCAGCAUUGGGAGAAGGUAGACAAUGACUACAGUGCUCUUCAAGAGAGGCUGAGGACCUUGCCUGACAAGCUGUCUUACGACGUCAUGGUACCAUUCGGCCCUCUUGCCUUCAUGCCAGGAAAACUAGUCCACACUAAUGAAGUCACUGUUUUACUUGGCGACAACUGGUUUGCAAAGUGCUCAGCCAAGCAGGCUGUGGGUUUAGUUGAGCAUCGGAAAGAACAUGUAAGAAAAACAAUAGAUGAUUUUAAAAAAGUGUUGAAAAAUUUUGAAUCCAGAGUUGAAUUCACAGAAGAUUUGCAGAAGAUGAGUGAUGCUGCAGGUGAUUUUGUUGACAUAAGAGAAGAAAUUAAAAGUGACUUUGAAUUUAAAGGAAAACAACGAAUUGCUCACAAACCUCAUUCCAAACCAAAAACUUCAGAUAUUUUUGAAGCAGAUUUUGAAAAUGGUGUAAAAUCCAAGGAUACGUUUGACGCUGAUGAACUGUGGGCUCGACUUGAAGAGCUGGAGAGACAAGAAGAGCUGCUGGGUGAACUUGAAAGUAAACCUGAUACUGUGAUUGCAAAUGGAGAAGACACAGUGUCUUCUGAGGAGGAAAAGGAAGGUGAAGACACAAGUGUGAAUGUAGUGUCUCCAGUGGCAGACUCCUCUGCCUCCAGCAGCUGUAAAAGGCAUGCUGGAAAUGCAGGACUCCCUAAUGGUCAAAUCAAUAGUCUGAACUAUUCAGUGAAUGGCUCAAAUUCUUACCACAGCAACAAAGAUGAUGAUGAAGAAGAAGAAGAUGACGACGAUGAUGAAGAUGACGAUAAUGAAAGUGACCACGCUAUUUCAGCAGAUAAUUCUAUUCCAACAAUAUACUUCUCUCAUACAGUUGAACCUAAAAGGGUUCGAAUAAAUACUGGGAAAAAUACCACUUUAAAGUUCAGUGAGAAGAAAGAGGAAGCCAAACGGAAACGAAAGAGUGGGGCCGGCAGUCACGCUACCCACGAGCUGCCUGCGAUCAAGAGUCCUGCUGAUAUUUACAGAGUCUUCGUGGAUGUUGUGAAUGGAGAGUACGUUCCUCGGAAGUCAAUCCUCAAGUCUCGCAGCCGAGAGAACAGCGUGUGCAGUGACACGAGUGAGAGCAGUGCUGCGGAUGUGGAGGACCGGCGGGGGCUCCUGCGGAGCACCAGCUCUGAGGAGGCUGUGGCUACCGAGGCCGGCGGGAGCAGUUUGGACGAACUCCAAGAGAACCACCCCAAGAAGCCUUUGCCCUCAGGAGUGUCUGAGGCUUUUUCUGGAACUGUAAUAGAAAAAGAAUUUUUAUCACCCUCCCUAGCACCGCACUCAGCCAUUGCUCAUCACGCCCUCCCCACCAUUCCAGAGCGAAAAGAGGUUCCGUCAGAAGCAUCAGAGGAACCUACAAAGAGGGUGUCAAAGUUCAGAGCUGCCCGGCUGCAGCAGAGAAGCUAGAGGGCAUGGGCCCUGCCUGUAGCUCCAGCUGCGCUUUAGGACAUGCGGCAGAUUCGGCCAUGGAGUUGGGAAGGUGUCCUGCUCAGCUGGGCAGAGCUCUCUCACCUUCAUCAGUGGCAUUGGAAAGUCAAAGUAAAUGUUUGAAUGCUGUAAUGUUCUGCUGGCUUUGUUAAUUCUGUGACUACUGUCUAAUUGGCCUUAGGAUGCAGGAAUAGCAUUUUGAGUUACUUUUCAAAGAAUCCUGUCAUAUAUUGUUUGUGUGUUUUCAACUAAACACAGGCAGUUUCGUACCAGCUGUGAUGUUGUGCUUUCCAUAUGGACCAUGUUAAAGACACUUUUAAAAUCUCAAAUAGAUUCAACAAUUAUAUUACUUGCUUUUACAUUUUAAAGGCACUUUAAAAAAAUCUACAUUUCUUGUAGGUUUCACAGCUGUAUGGUUCUUUGAAAAAUUCUUCCUUUGAAUGUCAUACUGUAAUCUUUAAGGCAAAAAGCUACACAAACCCUUUGGGAAAAUUUGACUAGAAGAAGAAUAUUUUGUACAACUUUUUUUUGGAAGUAAAAUUUUUAUGAAACUUGGUUUCUAAAAUGUUGUGAACUUCCUGGUUUAGGUUGUGUAUAAAAUGUCUUUGAUUUGUGUAUAUGCUAUACAGGCCACACCACAGAUUUUCAGUUUUCAAGUCCCACAAGCACCUCCUCUCCCCAUACACACAGUUGUCAUUGGCACCAUCCAUUGGGGGAAAAAGUUUGUCUAGAUGCUUUAACAUUUUGUUAAAGCACAGGACUUUUGUUUGUUGGUUUGUUUUACAUUUCAGUCUUCCUCACAUCUUCAUUCUUCAAGGAUGCUUUGCUACCAGUAAAAAAAGAAAGAAAUAAAUAUUAUAUUAUAUUAUAUUUACUUGUAGCCAAACUCCUUAAAGAGACAUUCAGUCUCAGGUUGACCAUUACAGUGCAAGUGUUGAUCAUUAGCUUGAUGCAUGCUAAAAUGUAGCUUUUAAAAAGCAUUCCGCAUCAGUACUAAAAUAAGCCAUCAACCCCAGUCCACCCUCUAUUCACGGCUAAAUAGUUAAAGGUUAUUUAUAGCUUCUUUAAUGAAUUCUUGCUUAAACAAAGUGAAAUUAUGUCCUAGAAAAGUCGCAGCUGUAACUAGAGCAGUGCCACUGUCAGGGUUUUAUGAAAUACAUGCUUUAAUGGUAAAGUGGUAUGCUAGGGUCCAUGCUAGUUAAUGGAUAAUGCAGAACAGGGGACUGAAUCUGAAAGGCUGCCUAAAAGUAUAAUAGCUCAGUUUUUCUAGCCGUCGUUGAUCAUCUGUACACACAUUUUGUACUUAAAAACCACGUUUCUUUCCAAUCGCCUACUCUCAACCAGAGUACCCCAUCACGCCGACUCUAGGCGCGCCCUGCUCCUCCUCCCUAUGAGAGGCGUCCUGUGCUAACCUCCUCAUGCAAGCCUCCUGUGGGACUGUUGGAUCUUCAGAUGUGUAACUUAAGUGUGCUGUUAUUAAACACUUUCUAUGUUCAUGAACUUA